CUAUCUAUAAUAACGGAUAAUUACAGUCAGAUUAGAUUUGCAACGUGUGCAGCAUUUCUCCUCUUAUCAUCUCAAACAUCCUUAUUUGUCAUUGACCCAUGUAUGGAGAGUUGCAACACAGAUAAUCGCAUUUUCGAGCUUGCUGAUUGUGUUUGUCACAGCAAAAGACCUUCACAUGACUCGAAUCUAUUGCUCUUACAGGUCUGAUCUUCAUUCACCUCUGAAAACUGUCUCCAUCUAGCGGCUUCCCCCAUUUUAUAUCUGUCAGUGCUGAAUGUGUGAAUCAAUAACCUGAGACGUAAAAACAUCCGCAAUGCUUUCACUCCCAGUCUCUCAGCUCGCAAUUCAGCGCUUCACUGAAUUCCUGUUAAACUCUGCUUAAACAUAAAUCUGUUUAAUGAUGUCUUUACACAAUGCGUUAUACGGGGGUGUUUGUUUUUCUAUUCAUGACAGAAAUAAAUGCUUCAAAUAAACAUUGAAACGUAACACUUCUCAUGGUACAUUAUACACCAUUCACACAGACCGUGUUACAUUCAUAUGUGUUAACCGAUGCCCGUAGCACGUGACACGCCUCCAAUGCGCCGUGAGCAGAAGCAACUUGGGCUCCACCGCAGACUCACAGAUCUCCGUCGGUAGCGGAUGAAGCAACUUCCAGCAAAUCAUUUGUUGCAGGUUCAGUUUUUGUUCUGGUUACAGACAGACCCUGCCAAAUUGUUCACGGGACGCUGGAUUACAUUUCAAGGAAGCGGAUAGGAAAGUGGCAUUUGCUUUUUUUGAAACACCGAACGCGCACUCGCCAGGGUGGUCUUCUCUCCCUAUGAAAGGACCACUGUGGCAGGUUUUCUCUAUAAGCGGUAGUGUGAAGCACAUAUCAGCUGUGACUGGCUAAAAGGAUGUCCUUGGACAACGCGAAUCCUCUACCUGACUUGUAAACUUGUUGCAUUUGCUCCAGAACACCUCCGAGAGCGCAUUUUGGAUACUUAUUUGCGCGUAACGACGGAACAGCGAUACAAAGUGGACUAUAACUGAUGAACUGUGUGUAAAAAGCUGCACUUUUGCAUCAAAAUCCAUUUAUGAGGAGAUGUCCUUUCUGCGCGUGGCGGAUCAGUGAGCGCAAAAUCUGCUUCAGUCGCACCGGUUCGCGCACAUUGGGUCAGGAUGGCAGCCGGAGUCGCCGCGUGGCUACCGUUCGCGCGCGCCGCAGCUAUAGGAUGGAUGCCCGUGGCGAGCGCCCCGAUGCCGCCGCCUCCGCGGGACAAGAAGCGUGGUCAGGACGGGUUGAUCAUCUUGAACGUCAGCGGCACUAGGUUUCAAACUUGGCGGAAUACUUUGGAGAGGUACCCUGACACCUUACUGGGGAGCACAGAGCGCGACUUUUUCUUCCACGAGGAGACCAACGAGUACUUUUUCGACCGCGACCCGGACAUCUUCAGGCACAUUCUCAACUUCUACCGCACCGGGAAGCUGCACUACCCUCGCCACGAGUGCAUCUCCGCCUAUGACGAGGAGCUGGCCUUCUUCGGCAUCAUUCCAGAGAUAAUAGGUGACUGCUGUUAUGAGGAAUACAAAGAUCGCAGAAGGGAGAACGCGGAGAGAAUUCAAGACGAUGAGGAGAACGACAACAACAACGACUUGGUCAUGCCGGAUUUGUCGUUCCGCGAGUCCAUGUGGCGCGCGUUCGAGAACCCGCACACCAGCACCAUGGCGCUGGUCUUCUAUUACGUCACGGGCUUUUUCAUCGCCGUCUCCGUUAUGGCCAACGUGGUGGAGACGGUCCCGUGCGGCAUCUCGCUAAACCGCGCGAAGGAGCUCUCGUGCGGGGAGCGCUACGCCCUCGCGUUCUUCUGUUUGGAUACGGCCUGCGUCAUGAUCUUUACCGUCGAGUACCUGCUGCGUCUGAUCGCCGCACCCAGCAGGUACAAGUUCGUCAAAAGCGUCAUGAGCAUCAUCGACGUGGUGGCAAUCAUGCCUUACUACAUCGGCCUGGUCAUGACGGACAACGAGGACGUGAGCGGGGCCUUCGUCACCCUCAGGGUCUUCAGGGUCUUUCGGAUUUUCAAAUUUUCGCGGCACUCCGCGGGGCUGCGCAUCCUGGGCUACACGCUGAAGAGCUGCGCGUCCGAGCUGGGCUUCCUGCUCUUCUCGCUCACCAUGGCCAUCAUCAUCUUCGCCACCGUCAUGUUCUACGCAGAGAAAGGCUCCUCUGCCAGCAAGUUCACCAGCAUCCCGGCGGCUUUCUGGUACACCAUCGUCACCAUGACAACGCUGGGAUAUGGAGACAUGGUUCCUAAGACCAUCAUGGGGAAGAUCUUUGGCUCUAUUUGCUCUCUGAGUGGCGUGUUGGUGAUCGCUCUUCCCGUUCCUGUCAUCGUGUCCAACUUCAGCCGGAUCUACCAUCAAAGUCAGCGUGCAGAGAAGAGACGUGCCCAAAAGAAAACCAGGCUUGCUAGAAUUCGUGCGGCGAAGAGCGGCGGCGCUAACGCUUAUUUGCAGUACAAACGCAAUGGGAUGCUGGUGGACAUGGAGGAGGAGGCAUCCAAAGAGGCGGGACAAGCUUUGGUAUGUAAGGCCAACCCCACAUUUGAAACCCAACAUCACCAUCUCCUGCACUGCUUGGAGAAAACCACGAAUCAUGAGUUUGUGGACGAGCAAACCUAUGAGACGAGCUGCAUGGAGGUUUCUCUUGCGAAGCCAUCUAUGUCCCGUUCCUCAUCGAUGUCCUCCUCUCCUCAUGGCCUGUCCUCCUGCUGCACGCGCAGAAAUAAGCGCAAGAGCUUCAACGUCCCCAAUUCCAACAUGGCCGGCGGCCGCAGGGGCAGCAUACAGGAGCUCAGCACCAUCCAGAUCAGAGAGAGACCGCUGAGCAACAGCCGCUCCAGUCUCAAUGCCAAGUUUGAGGAGACGGUACCGCUGAAUUCAGAAGAGCCGUCCUACAUCACUGCGGCGGUCAUCAGCAUGCCGACUCCACCGGUUACUACACCCGAGGGUGUAGACUUGGCCAGCUCGCACGACUUCUUGCAGAGCAACAUUGUCAGGGUGUCGGCGUUAUAGACCGUCCAUUAGCCGUUUGAGUAUAUGAGUAAACACUGGAUCGACGGAUCGCCCCCUAGUGUAGUGGAGGAGGCAUUGCAGCAGGAUGGGCCUCAGCUGGACCUGUUUUUUUUUUAUUUGUUUGUUUGUUUUUUGAAUCAGCUCCCAUCCAGAGCUCUCCGUCAGCUCCACCUCCAGGUCAUGUGACUCCCACCGGGGUUCAAUAGGCUUAACCCAUAGAGAAAAACAAUGCCCAUUGUGGUUGUUUCAUUUUUUCAGUAUUGUGUGUCGCUGAAUUUGUCGUCUUCGAUUUUGAUGGGAUCGCGUGAUAUAUUUAAGGAGUGUACCAGCAGGGGCGGGAUUUUACAAGCUUUUAGACAGCUCCACACACACUUUUGAUACUACAAAGUAAAGCUGGGCUCUACUAAGGUGUGUGUUUGAAUGCGCGCGUGCGUGUAUGAGUGUAUACAAUUAAAAAUGAUCUCUUGCAUGU
This is a messenger RNA of Danio rerio (zebrafish), 3523 nucleotides long. Lineage: Eukaryota; Metazoa; Chordata; Actinopteri; Cypriniformes; Danionidae. The record is from RefSeq and is a predicted model, not a curated record.